Messenger RNA from Parnassius mnemosyne (clouded apollo), 2118 nucleotides. The record is from the annotation of a GenBank genome assembly. NCBI's taxonomy places the organism in Eukaryota, Metazoa, Arthropoda, Insecta, Lepidoptera, Papilionidae.
AUGGCGGCUAAAGCUGAGCCAAUUGGUCCACGAAAUGGCCACGAAUUGGCGCCACUCAAUACAAGAUCUGAUGGAAGUGAGCGACCUCAUGGGGUCACAAUAGUACUUCAAGGAUCGAGGGGAUCUCUACAGCGAGAAAUUCCUGGUGAAGACCGAGCUGCUUGGUCCGGAAAACUGCAGUUUUUCCUGUCUAUCAUCGGUUACUCAGUCGGCCUGGGAAACAUUUGGCGAUUUCCAUACCUUUGUCAACAAAAUGGCGGAGGUGCGUUCCUGAUCCCUUUUCUCAUAAUGUUAGUGCUGGAGGGCAUACCGCUCUUUCUGAUAGAGAUGGCUAUCGGUCAGAAGAUGCGACUUGGCUCCCUUGGAGUUUGGAACACCAUACACCCGUGGCUUGGCGGCAUCGGUAUCUCAAGCUGCAUCGUCACGCUAUUUGUGGCCUUAUAUUAUAAUGUUAUUAUCACGUGGGUCUUCUUCUACCUGUUUAACAGUAUACGGUUGUCAGCGGACCAACUACCCUGGGCUCACUGUCCUCAAGACAACAGUUCCGCAGAAAUAGAAUGUAACAAGGCAUCAGCAACGGUCUACUACUGGUACAGAGAGGCUCUGGACGCGUCUCCAAGUAUCGAGGAGCCCGGCGUGCCUCGCUGGUGGAUCGUCCUGUAUCUCUUGUUGGCUUGGACCAUCGUAUUCUUUAUUGUAAUGAAAGGCAUCCAGAGCAGUGGUAAAGUCGUUUACUUUACAUCGCUGUUCCCCUACGCGGUGCUGACAAUAUUUUUCGUUCGAGGCAUCACACUACCCGGCUCUUCUGAUGGAAUUCUGCACAUGUAUAAACCGAAACUGGAAAAACUGCUCGAUCCCACUGUUUGGUUGGACGCGGCGACUCAAGUGUUCUACUCUUUCGGUCUUGCUUUUGGGUCCCUGAUUGCCUUCGGAUCUUACAACCCACCCAACAACAACUGCGUGAGGGAUGUACUCCUGGUGUCAGUGUGCAACGCUCUCACUGCCAUUUACGCUUCCGUGGUUAUCUUCAGCAUUCUUGGCUUCAAGGCAUAUACAAUGGUUGAGAAGUGCAUAACCAAGGAGGUAAAAGUGCUAGCUAUGCACCAAAUCGGCGGUUUUACAUUGAACUCUACGUUCGACUACUACCAAGAGGAGUAUCCUAAUUUGAAUUCUACCGUCACCUCAUCCUUGAACCUCACCGGCUGCGCUAUGAGCAGGCAGUUGGAAGAAGCGGCAGAAGGCACUGGCCUCGCCUUCAUAGUGUUCACCCAAGCUAUACUCAAAUUAACACCAGCGCCAUUUUGGUCAAUCAUAUUCUUCCUGAUGCUCUUAUCACUCGGUUUGGGAAGUCAGAUUGGAAUCAUGGAGGGCAUGCUGUGCACCAUCUUCGAUAUAGAUUUCUUUAAGAGGAUGAGCAAGCCCGUUAUAACCGGUGCAGUGUGCACUUUCUGUUUCCUAGUGGGGCUGAUAUUCACGACCGGAGCUGGAGAGUACUGGCUCAAGAUGUUCGACUCCUUCGCCGGUACCAUUGGUCUCGUCGUUGUCGCGCUGCUUGAGAUGGUCGCUGUUGUUUACAUCUAUGGGCACGAGAAAUUCUCAAACGACAUCUACGAGAUGACAGGCUACCGUCCUGGAUGGUAUUGGCAAAUUACUUGGCGUUACGUUGGGCCGUUUAUCGUCACCUGCAUUCUGCUCUCUUCUCUCGUCUUUAUGCUGAUCAACCCACCGACUUAUGGUGCUUGGAAUGCUGCAGAGGGUCGCGUAGAGAGAACCCCGUAUCCAAACUGGGUACUGGGUAUUGCCGGCGCCAUGAUCCUCGCGGGCGUGCUGCCGAUACCACUGGUGCUGGUGCUGCGCCGCUUCCAGUGCCUUGCGUUCGACGUGGACAUACACCAAGGCUCCAUACGCAGGAUUGAGACCACCGUUUCAACCAAGGAGAUGAUGAGCGAUCAGGAUGUGCUAUCGCCCGAGAACGCGCCUCCGGCCCCGGCCCAGCUCGUCGCAGAAGCUGCCGGCACUAAAUUCACUAUUGGAGACUUCGACGGGGUGGACAGCAGCGACGAGAGGCCGAGCAAACGCCUUCCAACAAGCAUCGCGCGAAGCCGACCCAAGAAAUAG